Molecule: messenger RNA, 939 nt
Organism: Grammomys surdaster
Lineage: Eukaryota; Metazoa; Chordata; Mammalia; Rodentia; Muridae
Product: olfactory receptor 1052-like
Exons: 1
Coding region: 1-939 (312 amino acids)
Biological process (GO): sensory perception of smell; G protein-coupled receptor signaling pathway
Cellular component (GO): membrane
Molecular function (GO): olfactory receptor activity; odorant binding; G protein-coupled receptor activity
Source: RefSeq, a predicted model, not a curated record
AUGGAUACAGGGAAUCAUACAGAUGUGAAGGAAUUUAUACUCCUUGGCUUAACAGAAAAUCCCAAUUGGCAGGUUCCUCUCUUUUUGCUUUUCAGCAUAAUUUAUUUAAUAAUUUUUGUGGGUAACUGGGGAAUGAUCUUCUUGAUCUGGUUGAAUGCUCACCUUCAUACCCCAAUGUACUUCUUUCUUAGUAACCUCUCUUUCUGUGACAUCUGCUAUUCUACAAUCAUUGCUCCUAAAAUGCUCAUCAAUUUACUAUCAGAACACAAGUCAAUUAAGCUGAUUGCUUGUAUUCUGCAGAGUUUCCUUUUUGCAGUUUAUGUAACCACAGAAGCCAUCCUCCUGUCUAUGAUGGCCUAUGAUCGCUAUGUGGCAAUUGCAAACCCAUUAAUGUAUACAGUGAUUAUGAAGUUCAGCAUCUGCAUUAACAUGGUUCUUGCAAGUUACUUAGGUGGCCUCAUUAAUUCCUUGACUCACACAAUAAGUCUACUGAGACUGGACUUCUGUGGUCCCAACAUUGUGGAUCACUUCUUCUGUGAUAUCCCUCCUCUGUUGAAGCUUUCAUGUUCUGAUGCACACAUCAAUGAGAUGCUGCUUUUGAUCUUCUCUGGCUUGAUUGCUAUUUUCACUUUCAUCAUUGUCAUGGUUUCCUAUAUCCAAAUUAUCACUGCCAUCCUGAGAAUCCGCUCAGCUGAGGGGAGACGUAAAGCCUUCUCCACCUGUGCCUCACAUCUGACAGCUGUGACAUUAUUUUAUGGUUCUGGGACAUUUAGCUAUAUCCAGCCAAGCUCUCAGUACUCCAUGGAACAGGAAAAAGUCUCUGCUGUGUUUUACACCUUGAUUAUCCCCAUGCUGAAUCCGCUGAUUUACAGCCUGAGGAACAAGGAUGUUAAGGAAGCAACAAAGAGGUUAUUUUGUCGGGGAAGUAAUACUUUUUGA